ACGAUAAAUUGAAAUCUGAGGCUUUUAAUGAUUUCUUUGUCAAUAUCGGGGCAAAACUUGCAGCUGAAAUUGAAGAUAAUUCCCUCAACACAAAUUCUUUUGCUCGCGGAGAUUCUAGGCCUACUACCGACUCCAAUCUUUUUUUCAAAUUUUUUGAAAUUAACGAGGACGAAGUAAUAUAUCAAUUGCGUAGUCUCAAAAUUUCAAAAUCCACAGGAUUAGAUAACAUCCCUGCUAAAGCCCUUAAAAUAUCCGCGGACAUUGUUGGUCCGCCAUUAACUUGGAUAUUUAACCUUUCGAUCAAAAAAGGAGAAUAUGUGGAUGAAUGGAAAAAAGCCUGGGUUACACCCAUUUAUAAAUCUGAUGACAGGUUGAAAUGCGAGAAUUAUCGCCCUAUCUCGAUACUACCCAUUGUUAGUAAAAUACUUGACAGAUGCGUUUUUAAUCAAAUUUAUAAAUUUCUUAAUGACAAUUCACUUCUUUCAAAACAUCAACAUGGUUUUCGGCCUAAACAUUCAACUCUCACCACUCUAACUCAGGUGUGCGAUACUCUUUAUGAAAAUAUGGAUAAUGGUCAAUUGAGCGGCAUUGUUCUUCUUGACAUUCGUAAAGCCUUCGACUCAAUUGAUCAUAAUAUUCUGCUUCAUAAAUUAAAAGAUCAAUUCGGUAUAUCGGAUAUUGAGUUAAGAUG
Molecule: messenger RNA, 691 nt
Organism: Paramuricea clavata
Lineage: Eukaryota; Metazoa; Cnidaria; Anthozoa; Malacalcyonacea; Plexauridae
Source: the annotation of a GenBank genome assembly